GCUCUCGUUUCUUCUUCCACAAUGCACACUCGCUCUUCCUUGCUAUUGCCGCUGGCAUGGUCGGCCUCGUUCCUGAUAGGAGCAAAUGCACAGACGUGUAAUUCCUACGGUAUCGACUUUGUCAACAAUGGAGUUUACUUCAUUAACGCAGCCUCAAACCAGUCCUUUACGUCUGUCACAGAGUUUCAAGGAUGCGACAGCGACACUGCAAAUGUCGAACUUGUCAACUGGGACACAGGAGACGAAUACAUCUGCUCAGACAUUCCUCUACAACCCGACUUGACCCCAGAGACAUCCACCUGUAACAUUGAGAAAGACCAAAUGGUCUCGGGCACUUGGGGACUGAUCCUCAUCUCCAACAAUGGUGAAGGCGAUCCUCUGGCAGCCCAAAGGACUUUCUCGUUGAACGUUGGCACACAAGCAACUUCUACUGUGAGUUUCGUCUGCAACGUUCUGAUGGAUCAGGGACUUAUUAGAAGCACAGAUUACACCGACUAUGACCUUCAAUAUGACGACUACACCAACGGUUACAUCGCGUACCACUUCUUGGGUCAUGAACACUACAACGGUCAACAACUCUCUGNNACUAUUACCCAGCCUGCAGCCACACGCUGGGUGACAAUCACUCCCGACCCUGUAGUAGUCACAAAGACAGUCAACUUGACCCGCACCCUAAAGACCUGGANNCACGCACUGCAGUUGUGUGGACCAAGACCGCCAGCUGCACACCCUCCCCGCCCUCAACAGCCCGAUCCGCCAUGCACCCGUUGGCCACGCCUGAUCCGUGUACCCUCAGGUGUGCACAUUGCCAGAGAUGUACCAGAGGACUAUGCCAGCAUCAAGAAGCGACUGGCAGAUAUUAGAGCUAGAAGAGCUGCCGAGAUUGAUGCAAGAAACUUGGCAAAGAGAACUGCUGAUGCGGCUACGAUUACCGUUACUGGCAGCGUGACUGCAAACUGGACUAACACCUUCACUGCCGCCCCGACAACAGUGAUGAACAUUGUCUUGAGCAGUUCGACAAUCACCACCACACUUCCACCAGCUACCAUCAAGACCGGCUACGCAUCGGCAUACCUCACUCUCCCUCCUGUCACAAAGACUGCCUUUACAGUCAACACAGCCUACUCAUGGCAAACCAGGACCAUGACGGCCACAUUCGUCAAGACAACAACCGUAACACCCACAGGUGUCAUGACCGCCUGCAAGAGCAGAGGUGGACACUUUGGAAAUGGCUGGUAG
This is a messenger RNA of Aureobasidium musti, 1239 nucleotides long. Lineage: Eukaryota; Fungi; Ascomycota; Dothideomycetes; Dothideales; Saccotheciaceae. The record is from the annotation of a GenBank genome assembly.